CUCGCAAUAACGUUGAUAUCUAUCAUUUUAUACAUGUUGUGUAAAUUUUAAUGUAUAAUAAAUAAUAAUGCAGCCAGCCAGGGUUACUAAAUUUGGAGCUUAUGUGUACGAAGAUGGCUCAAAAUACAUCGGAGACUGGAACGAUCGAGGUCGAAAACAUGGUUUGGGACACGUCCAAUUAAAAGACAAUACACGUUAUGAAGGAGGAUUCAGCAAUGGACUUUGCUCAGGUCUUGGAGUUCUCCAGUAUCCGGACGGAGCAAGAUAUGAAGGAGAAUUUAUGGAAGGAUGGUUUCAUGGUCACGGAAUGUUUUGGAGGGCUGAUGGCAUGAAGUACGAAGGCCAAUUUCGAGGUGGUCGUAUUUGGGGAUUAGGUUUAGUGACUUUUAAGGACGGAUCUCACGGACUUCCAAGAUACGAAGGAUUUUUCAAAGAUUGCAAAUUUGUACAAAAAAAAAAAUGUCCAGGAGUCGUUACAGAUGCACAACGAGCAGCGUUAAUGGCAAGAAUACAAACUGAACAAACAUAAUUUUCACUGUGCAUACUGCAUAGUGGAGAGAAUAAUAAAAAAAUUGAUCUCGCAAAAUAAAUUAAUUACAAAAAAAAAAAAAGUAAAAUAAUUCUUGUUUAUUAUUUAGAUUAGUUAAGUUUAAUAUCUACUAGCAAUUGGAUUUUUUGACUAAUAUCACACUUUUUUGUAAUUCAUGAUAGUUCUGAUAUUAAAACAAUACUACAUACCUACGUGUUGCCUGCGUCUUACAAACCUGUACAACAUGUCAACAUCACAUAUUUUACGUUCACAAUAAUUUAUUUUAUUCUGUAAUUUCUACAACUAGAGUGAAUUGACUAAAAAAGUUUUUAUUGUUAUUUUUAUUAUGAAGCAAGUUA
This is a messenger RNA of Rhopalosiphum maidis (corn leaf aphid), 888 nucleotides long. It is a transcript of the gene rtp, whose product is annotated as MORN repeat-containing protein 4 homolog. The coding region runs from base 68 to 529 and encodes 153 amino acids. The record is from RefSeq and is a predicted model, not a curated record. The transcript has 4 exons. Lineage: Eukaryota; Metazoa; Arthropoda; Insecta; Hemiptera; Aphididae.